UUCAUUAAAUAGUGAAAUUAAAUCACAGUUUUCAGCAGUAUUAGAAACAGAUCAGUGCUAAUAAUUCAUUAAAGUGUUUCUUCUUAAAAACGAUAGCAGUGUACAAUGUUUCUAUUCAAUAAUAGUGCAAAAAAAUCCCUACAUGAUGCCGUUGAAUCAAGAGAUUUAGAUUUGAUGGAAUCAUUAUUGAAAAAUGGUGCUGAUCCGAAUACUGUUAAUUGCAAGGGCCAGACAGCUCUUUAUUGUAUAUGUAAUCAAGAUAAGUUGAUGAGGAUCCACUAUAAAAUGAUUCAACUUCUUGUUCAGUAUAAAGCCGACGUUAAUAUCAAAAAUGCGUUUGGCUACAGUCCUGCGACUAACUUAUAUCGCUACGAGAGAAACUGUAAAUUACGCUUAGAAAUUUUUAAGUUACUACUAGAAAAUGGAGCCGACGUUACACAUGUUGACACCUACGGUAAUACAAUAUUACACUAUCUCCUUUGGAAGGAAAAGAAUCCAUAUAUCGAAGAAGCAGUGGAAUUGUUGUUAAAAAGUGGAGUUGAUGUAAAUAUUCAGGAUAAAUAUAGUGAUUCUCCCCUUCAUUGUGCCGUUGACUAUCAAAGUCUAGAAGUGAUUGAACUACUUUUGAAAAAUGGAGCUGAACCAAAUGCAGUUGAUAAUGAUGGCUGGACAGCUCUGAAUUGCAUUUGUACAAUAUCUAGUUUCAAAGAUGUUCAUUUUAAAAUGAUUGAACUUCUCAUCCAAUACAAGGCUGAUGUUAAUAUUCCGAAUGAGGAUGGCGUCAGUCCUAUAAUGACUUUAUACUAUACUGCGAAAAGUUACAAGUUACGCUGGGAAGUUUUUACUUUAUUAUUGGAAAAUGGAGCCGACGUUACAAAUGUCGAUCGCGAUGGUGAUACAAUACUGCACAUAAUCCUUUGUAAUGAAAAGAAUCCAAAUAUUGUAGAAGCAGUGGAAUUGUUGUUAAAAAAAGGAGUUGAUGUAAAUAUUCAUAAUGAAGAUGGUGAUUCUGCCCUUUAUUAUGCCGUUAAAUAUUACAAAAAACUAGAAGUGGUUGAGCUUCUUUUGAAAAAUGUAGCUGAACCAAAUGCAGUUAAUAACAAUGGCUGGACAGCUCUGAAUAACAUUUGUGCACAACCUUCUUUGAAAGAUGUUGAUUUAAAAAUGAUUCAACUGCUUAUCCAAUACAAAGCUGAUGUUAAUAUCCAAAAUAAGUAUGGCUUCAGUCCAAUAAUGAUUUUAUACAAUAAUGCGAAAGAUUAUAAGUUACGUUUUAAAAUAUUUCACUUAUUACUGAAAAACGGAGCCGAUGUGACACUUGUCAAUAACGAUGGUAAUACAAUACUACACUUGAUCCUUUUGAAUGCAAAUAAUCCAAAUAUUGUAGAAGUAGUGGAAUUAUUGUUAAAAAGUGGAGUUAAUGUAAAUAUUCAGAAUAAAAAUGGUAAUUCCGCACUUCAUCUGGCUGUUGGAUUUUGUGAAAGUCUUAAAGUGGUUGAACUACUUUUGAAAAAUGGAGCUGAACCAAAUGCAGUUAAUAACAAUGGCUGGACAGCUCUGAAUUUCAUUUGUACAUUAGAUCAUAUUAAAAAGGUUCACGUGAAAAUGAUUAAACUUCUCAUCCAAUACAACGCGGAUGUUAAUAUUCGAAGUAUAAAAGGCUACAGUCCUUUAAUGACUCUAUUUCAAUAUACGGGAAGUUACAAGUUACGCUUGGAAGUUUUUAGAUUAUUAUUGGAAAAUGGAGCCGACGUAACACUUGUCAACCCCAAUGGUGACACAAUAUUACAUAUUAUCCUUUCGAGUCCAAAGAAUCCGUACAUUGUAAUAGCAGUGGAAUUGUUGUUAAAAUGUGGAGUUGAUGUAAAUAUUCAGGAUGAAUAUAGUGAUUCUCCCCUUCAUUGUGCCGUUGACUAUCAAAGUCUAGAAGUGAUUGAACUACUUUUGAAAAAUGGUGCCAAUCCGAAUGAGAUUUAUGGUAAUGGCUGGACAGCUCUGAAUAUCAUUUGUGCACAACCUUCUUUGAAAGAUGUUGAUUUAAAAAUUAUUCAACUUCUUAUCCAUUACAACGCUGAUGUAAAUAUUCCAAAUGAUAAUGGCUUCAGUCCUAUAAUGAUUUUAUACAAUAAUGCGAAAGAUUAUAAGUUACGUUUUAAAAUAUUUCUCUUAUUACUGAAAAACGGAGCCGAUGUGACACUUGUCAAUAACGAUGGUAAUACAAUAUUACACUUGAUCCUUUGGAAUCGAGAGAAUCCAAAUAUUCUAGAAGCAGUGGAUUUGUUGUUAAAAAGGGGAGUUAAAGUAAAUAUUCAGAGUAAAGAUGGUUUUUCCGCACUUCAUCGGGCCGUUAUAUCUUAUGAAAGUCUCAAAGUAGUUGAACUACUUUUGAAAAAUGGCGCCGAUCCAAAUAUGAUUGAUGAAAAUGGCUGGACGGCUCUAAAUUGCAUUUGUUCAAAAUUUAGUUUGAAAGAUGUUGAUUUAAAAAUGAUUCAACUUCUGAUCCAAUACAAAGCUAAUGUUAAUAUCCAAAAUAAGUAUGGCUUCAGUCCUAUAAUGAUUUUAUACAAUAAUGCGAAAGAUUACAAGUUAUGUUUUAAAAUAUUUCACUUAUUACUGAAAAACGGAGCCGAUGUGACACUUGUCAAUAACGAUGGUGAUACAAUACUACACUUGAUCCUUUUGAAAUCAAAUAAUCCAAGUAUUGUAGAAGUAGUGAAAUUAUUGUUAAAAAGUGGAGUUGAUGUAAAUAUUCAGAAAAAAAAUGGUUAUUCCGCACUUCAUCUGGCUGUUGGAUUUUGUGAGAGUCUUAAAGUGGUUGAACUACUUUUGAAAAAUGGCGCCGACCGAAAUAUUGUUAAUAAUAAGGGCAUGACAGCUCUAAAUUUCAUUUGUACAUUAGAUCAUAUUAAAAAGGUUCACGUGAAAAUGAUUAAACUUCUCAUCCAAUACAACGCGGAUGUUAAUAUUCGAAGUAUAAAAGGCUACAGUCCUUUAAUGACUCUAUUUCAAUAUACGGAAAGUUACGAGUUACGCUUGGAAGUUUUUAGAUUAUUAUUGGAAAAUGGAGCCGACGUUACACAUGUCGACACCCAUGGUAAUACAAUAUUACACAGUCUCCUUUGGAAGGAAAAGAAUCCAUACAUUGUAAUAGCAGUGGAAUUGUUGUUAAAAUGUGGAGUUGAUGUAAAUAUUCAGAAUGAAUAUGGUGAUUCCGUACUUCAUCAGGCUGCUGGAUUUUAUAAAUAUCCAGAAGUUGUUGAACUACUUUUGAAAAAUGGCGCCAAUCCGAAUAUUGUUGAUUACACCGACAGGACAGCUCUGCAUUUAAUAACCAGUAAUCCAUUCUUGAAAAUGGUCGACUUGAAAAUGAUUCAACUUCUUGUCCAAUACAACGCCGACGUAAAUAUCGAAGAUAUUUUCGGUGCCAGUCCGAUACAAUACUUAAUUGCGCCGAAUGAUUGUUUGGUUAGCGAAUUAAGAUUACGUCUGAAAGCUAUUCGAUUGCUACUGAAAAACAGUGGCGUUUGCAAACAUGUAAAAGUAUUUGGCAGAUUUAUUUUGCGCAAUAUUAAUAUUAUUAUCAUGCCAACGAUCAGGAGGCAUUGGCAAACGUAUGGGAAUACGUGUAUCAGUAUAUCAAAAUACUUUUAAAACAUGAAUUGGAUGUCAAUGUCAAAGAUCGAGAUGGAUGGACACACUGCAAUUACCGCAUAGCCAAAUUUCUUGUGGAACAUGGGGCUGUUGUUAAUACUAUCAGAUUCAAACUUUGCAGGACAAAGUUGAAGACACUUGUUUGAGAGAAGCUAAUAACUGAUGAACGAUAUAAAGAAAAUAGAGACAAUAGACAUAGACAUAGAGACAAUGUCCAUAUAAUGGACAUAGAGAGAUUUCAAUUCUGGAACUUUUCACUUCUGGUCCAAAUGAAACUUGCAACUUAUUGAUAAAAUGUGAUUAUGAAUCAACAAAAUACUUAAAUAAUAUUGAGUCAAUUUGUUUCAUACAAGACUUUGACGUUUUUGGAAAAAUAGGAUGAAUAAUAGAAGGAUACAUCAACGAAGCUUUAGUAAGGAGACUGAACACAAGUGACUUCUAACCCGAUUAAACUUUUAACUCAUGAUAUUUUACCCGAUUUAUGUUGUGAUCAAAUCAUCCAUUUUUUAGACACUGUAAAUUUAGUACCUGUUUUUGAAGCAGUUAUAAAUCAUAGAUCUUAGUCCGAUUGACAUAUUUAUCAUAAUUUUAUAUUUAAGAUAGUUGUUAUUAACAAGUAAAAAAAAAAAUUAAUUAUUUAACAUUAUCGUGUAAAGUGGGUAAUGCAUA
Molecule: messenger RNA, 4320 nt
Organism: Trichogramma pretiosum
Lineage: Eukaryota; Metazoa; Arthropoda; Insecta; Hymenoptera; Trichogrammatidae
Product: ankyrin-1-like
Exons: 1
Coding region: 106-3651 (1181 amino acids)
Molecular function (GO): protein binding
Source: RefSeq, a predicted model, not a curated record